Diabrotica virgifera virgifera (western corn rootworm) is the source of this 944-nucleotide messenger RNA. RefSeq names its product aquaporin-like. The transcript has a single exon. The coding region runs from base 86 to 832 and encodes 248 amino acids. Gene Ontology annotation, cellular component: plasma membrane. The record is from RefSeq and is a predicted model, not a curated record. NCBI's taxonomy places the organism in Eukaryota, Metazoa, Arthropoda, Insecta, Coleoptera, Chrysomelidae. Gene Ontology annotation, biological process: transmembrane transport. Gene Ontology annotation, molecular function: water channel activity.
AUGACAAGAUAAAUAAUUGUCAAUUUUUGACAUUUUGUGCUUAUUUUUAAACAGUUUUUAGAUUCUUUCAUUGGGUUCAAAAAUCAUGAAGAUUCCAGACGAUAGUAAACAUUUUCCAUGUCCAAUAUUAAUGGGACUAGUUACAGAAAUUUUUGGAACGGCAAUCAUGAUGUGGUUAGGAUGCAUGGGGUGUGCUUUUAACUAUGGAAUAGGACCAACACUACCAGCUUUUGCCUUCGGAUUGGCAAUUUUAGCAGUUGUCCAAAUGUUCCAGUCUCUAGGACCAGUGCAUAUUAAUCCUGGAGUGUCUUUGGGUUUUUUAAUCACGAAAAAAAUGUCUUGGCAAAGAUUUUUAGUGUAUGUGUUGGGGCAGUACAUUGGAUCAUUUCUAGGCUAUGGAUUAUUAAUAGUAAUGAUACCAAACGAACGCAAACCUGUCUGCUUUUUGCGACUUAAGUGGGGAACAACUCCAGUUCAAGGAUUUUUUCUGGAAAUGUUGGCAUGCGUGAUUCUAAUGUGGAUAGUUCUGGGAGCUGUUUGCGACAAGAAUAAACCUUUGAUUGAUUCGAUUUCUCUUCGUAUAGGCCUUGCCGUUGGAGGUAUAAUUUUCGCUUUGGAACCUUUUACUGGAGCUGGACUCAAUUCGGCAAGGUCUAUACCUCCUAAUGUAUUUGCAAACGACUGGAAAGACCACUGGAUUUACGAACUAGCACCUUUGGCAGGCACAGCGUUAGGAGCUGUCAUGUACAGAUGGGUAUUCGACCCGGAAGAAGAUAAAUCACUUCAUGCAUAUCUUAACAAAAAUAGUCCUACACCUACGGAGGAGGCUUGAACACAAAAUAAAAACAGAACAGAAAUUUAUGUCAUGUAAAUCUUGUUAUUAUACCUACAUAUUAAAUAUUUAUUAUUAUAUUUAAUUCUAUUAAAUUUUUGAAAUGCGUAAA